Molecule: messenger RNA, 309 nt
Organism: Adineta ricciae
Lineage: Eukaryota; Metazoa; Rotifera; Eurotatoria; Adinetida; Adinetidae
Source: the annotation of a GenBank genome assembly
AUGUCAUGUUCGAUGGAAAUUUUAUUCGCUUCUGCAACGGAAAAGUUCCGAUCCAUGGUUAUGUUCAAACGUUUGUUCGAUAUUGACGGAAAUGAGAUUUUGAAAAGUGAGGAUAUAUUGCGUGGAAUGGAAUAUUACGUGUCUGUUGGAGAAACGUUUAUCAGUCCACUUAGAGCAAUUGAUUUUCAUUUGGAAUAUCGAUUGCAUUCGAAAUGGACAAUUUACGGUAUAAUACGAAGCUAUGUCAAGCGGCGACUACCUCAAAAAGAGAAAUUUCAUACCAAUUAUACCCGUGACGAGAGAUCGUAA